Messenger RNA from Eutrema salsugineum, 1307 nucleotides. RefSeq names its product peroxisomal and mitochondrial division factor 1. Bases 131 to 1066 code for a protein of 311 amino acids. NCBI's taxonomy places the organism in Eukaryota, Viridiplantae, Streptophyta, Magnoliopsida, Brassicales, Brassicaceae. The record is from RefSeq and is a predicted model, not a curated record. The transcript has 2 exons.
AAUUUCUCAACGCCAUUUGCUGUCACUAUAAACCCUAAGAAUCGAAUCCUUAAACCGAUAAAUCUGAUUCCUCCCCGGAAAAUCUCGUCGUUUUCUUACUUUCCCAGGAAAAUCGAAAGAAACAGCGUAAAUGGCGGAUGAGGUGGUAAUUCACGGUGGCGUUGAUGAUCGUGCGGCGAAGGGGAUCUCCGACUCCGAACAGGGACAGGAAAAAGAGAUUGAGGAAAUGGAGAACAAGAACCAAGAGCUAACGAGGGAGAAUCUUGAGAUGAAGGGGAGGUUAGAGAGGCUAUCGGGAGAAAUCGAAGAGAUGAAAGGUGUAGAUGCGGAGAUGAAUCAGAGGUUCGGAGAAAUGGAGAAAGAGAUUGAGGAAUACGAGGAAGAGAAGAAAGCUCUAGAAUCUAUUUCUACGAGAGCUGUCGAGCUCGAAACAGAGGUGUCGAAUCUUCAGGAGGAUCUGAACACUUCCUUGACAGGAUUGGAUAAGACGGCGGAAGAAGUGGCGGAGCUGAAGAAAGCGUUGGCGGAGAAAGGGGAGAAGCUGGAUGGGUAUGAGAAGGAAGCUGAGGUUUUGAGGAAAGAUAGAGCUGAGGUCGAGAAGAGGGUUAGAGAUUUGGAGAGGAAAAUUGGGGUUUUUGAAGUGAGGGAAAUGGAGGAGAGGAGCAAGAAACUUAGACUAGAAGAGGAGAUGAGGGAGAAAGCGGAUGAGAAAGAGAGGGAGAUAAACGAAUUGCAGAAGAAAGUCGGUGUCUUGAAUCUGGAAUUGGUGAAGAAUGGAGAGGAAUUGGAGAAAUGCAAGUCUGAGAAGAAGCUCACAGAGGAAGCUCUGAGUGAAGCUGGAAUAAGAGAGAAGGAGAUGGAGUUGAAGAAGGACGAGUUGCUGAAGAAGGUUGAAGAAGCGAAGGAGACGAUAGUUGAGUUGAAUGAGAGAACCUUGAAUCCUGGUAAUGGAGGUUCAGUAGUCGCAAGAGACACAAAGGUUUCCAUGGAAGUAGAGUUGUGGCCAGUGGUUGCUGCUGGUUUGGUUGCAGCGACCUUGUUCGUCUGCUAUUCUAAGCUAAGGUGAUUUUGAUAAAUCUUUAGCGGAGGAAUAACUGAUGACCAAUUUCUUAAGAUUGAUUUCAAGAAUGGAUUAUACAGGUUGGCUACAAAUUUGUUUUGGGUUUGGAAUUUGUGAUUGUUUUUGGUUGUUGGAUAUCAUGUUUUUGUUGAUGCGAAAUCUUCAGUUUUGUUAUGCCAUGAAAGAAUUUCGUAACUGUUCUUUAUAACUUGUACUUGUCGUCUCGUCAUUUUCGUCAAUUUACUGG